AUGCCCCCCGCCGCCCCGCUGCCGACGCUGCCGCUGCGGGCGGACGUGCUGCUCAGCAACGCGCUGUUCGAGGAGCUGUCCGAGGGCGGCCUCUCCGAGGAGUUCCUGAGGCACCACUGCGGCCAGGAGGACCUCUCGAAGGUGGAAACGCUGGAGCUGCAGGUGGACGCCACCAGCCAGCAGGUGGAGGGGCUGGGCGCCAUGGUCCCCAACCUGCUGGAGCUGCGGAUGAACCAGUCGAGCGUCCCGUCCGUGCGCGACCUUGGCACUGGCCUGUCCAAGCUGCGCGUCCUCUGGCUGUGCAGGAGCGCGCUGCAGGACUUAUCCGGGAUCUCGGCGCUGUCCUCCCUGGAGGAGCUCUACGUUUCCUUCAACGACAUCAAGGAGAUCUACCCGUUGGGGACGCACGAGUCGCUGCAGGUGCUCGACCUGGAGGGGAACCUCGUGGAGGACUUCUCCGAGGUGCAGUGCCUCGAGAACGUCACGAGCCUCAGGGAGCUCAACCUGAGCCUCAACCCGUUCUGGAAGGAUGCCGGGGUGUCGAGGGACCGGGUGCUGCAGGCCCUGCCCCAGCUAGAGAUGCUCGAUGAUGCACCCCGCGAGCGUGACGCCGACGAGCGGCAGGGCGCGGUGCUGGUGGACCUCGACGCGGGGUGGGACGAGGGCCUGCCCAGCGGAGGUCAAGGCGCAGGGGACGUGGAGGUGCGCACGCUGAUCGCGAUCUCUGCGGGCCUGUCCCCGGACUCCGCCUCGGCCGCGGAGGCCGCAGAGGAGGAGGACAAGGGCGCGCUGAGGGAGCUGAUGGAGCGCGCUGGGCGUGCACGGGCGGGCGUGCCAUGCGCAGCGGAGGCGGCGCAGCCGCCCGCCGUUGCGGGCGGCUUUGCGGGCGCGGGCGCGGGCGCCUCGCCUGCCUCGGGCGGUGCACUGGCGCAGCUGCGUGCCGGGCGGGCGCAGCUCCUGACGAGCACGUCCACCACUGUCGGGGGAUGGCGCGCUGGCGAGCAGGCGAGCUCGGACGGGGGCGCCGCGGCGGAGCCCAACGAGCAGGACCUCGUCGUCGAGGGCCUGAAGCGAGCGCCGAGGCCCAUGCCGAGCGUGCUGACGUUCCGCCACGCGGCCACAUCGCGCGGCGUGGACGAGGGAAGGCUGCCCCGUCCGCCGCGGACCGCCUGGGGCUGGGGCAGCGGCUCCUCGUCCACGUCAUACCGGCCCUCCACCCGGCCCUCCACCGCGUCCUCCACCAGCGCCACGAGCUCCCUAGUGUCCAGCAGGGGCCGCGGCGGGGACGAGCCGAGCGCGGGCAGCGACCUCACGCUCGGGGACGACGGCGCGCCGCUGGUGGGGAACCCGCUGGCCGCGGCGCGCAGGCGCCGGCAGAACGCCGCCGCGGGAAAGCAGCAACCGGGCGCCGGCGACCUCGACAUCCGCAACUUGCUGCGCACCGCGCAGUCGGCCUCGCAGGGCGAGGGCAGGGCGCUCGUGGAGCCGUGCGCCAGCCCCGCGCGGCUCGCCACGCCAGACGUGCGGAUCCGGACCGCGGGGAGCCGUGCGGCCCACGACCUGGGCGGCGCCGACGUGGCAAGGAGCCAGGGCGCGCGCACGCAGGCGCCCGGCGUUGCGGAGGCAGCUGGCGCCGCGUGCGGCCCCAGCUACCGCGUCGGGGGCGCAGAGGUGCUGCUCGUCUAG
Messenger RNA from Prorocentrum cordatum, 1686 nucleotides. NCBI's taxonomy places the organism in Eukaryota, Dinophyceae, Prorocentrales, Prorocentraceae. The record is from the annotation of a GenBank genome assembly.